This is a messenger RNA of Pimephales promelas (fathead minnow), 3048 nucleotides long. RefSeq names its product golgi pH regulator A (gene gphra). Gene Ontology annotation, molecular function: voltage-gated monoatomic anion channel activity. Lineage: Eukaryota; Metazoa; Chordata; Actinopteri; Cypriniformes; Leuciscidae. Gene Ontology annotation, biological process: intracellular pH reduction. The record is from RefSeq and is a predicted model, not a curated record. Gene Ontology annotation, cellular component: Golgi cisterna membrane.
ACUUGUUUGUCCCAUGCCUUGACGUCAGCAGCUUGACAGCUUGGUUAGACACUUGCCCUGUUUAAAAUUUGUUUCUCUGUAACUUAUACCAUAGACGGUAUUAACCAAUAAUUGUGACAUUAUGAGCUGAAAGUGCGUUUGCCAUUUUCUGUGUAUUAACUUGGUACCACAUGCUACGCCAUGUCUUUCUUCGUAGAUUCCGUCAUAAUGUUCACUUCUCAGGUGCUGUUUUUCGGGUUCGGGUGGCUGUUUUUCAUGCGGCAGUUGUUUAAAGAUUAUGAGGUUCGACAGUAUGUUGUGCAGGUGGUGUUCUCUGUCACAUUUGCCUUUUCUUGCACCAUGUUUGAGCUCAUUAUCUUUGAGAUUCUUGGUGCAUUAAGCAGCACGUCCAGAUAUUUCCAUUGGAAGCUGAAUUUGUAUGUAAUAUUACUAGUUCUAAUAUUUGUGGUGCCUUUCUACAUUGGCUACUUUGUGGUCAGUAAUAUACGUUUAUUGCAUAGACAAAGGUUGCUUUUUUCAUGCGUGGUCUGGUUCACUUUCAUGUAUUUCUUCUGGAAACUGGGCGAUCCUUUCCCUAUUCUUAGUCCAAAACAUGGCAUUCUGUCCAUAGAGCAGCUGAUUAGUCGUGUGGGGGUCAUUGGGGUCACACUGAUGGCUCUUCUGUCCGGCUUUGGUGCUGUAAACUGUCCUUAUACAUACAUGUCUUAUUUCCUAAGAAAUGUGACAGACAGUGAUAUCCUGGCCCUCGAAAGAAGACUGCUCCAGACUAUGGACAUGAUAGUCAGUAAAAAGAAAAGGAUUGCCAUGGUAAGAAGGCAGAUGUACCAGCGUGGAGAGGAGCAGAAUAAGCAGACAGGAUUUUGGGGGAUGAUAAAGAGUGUGACUUCUUCACCAUCCGGCAGUGAGAAUCUUUCCCUGAUCCAGCAGGAAGUGGAUGCUCUGGAGGAACUCAGUAGACAGCUUUUUCUGGAGACCGUGGACCUGCAGGCCACCAAGGAACGGAUAGAAUACUCUAAAACAUUUCAAGGGAAAUACUUCAACUUCUUGGGGUAUUUCUUCUCCAUCUACUGUGUGUGGAAAAUAUUCAUGGCCACUAUAAACAUCGUGUUUGACCGUGUUGGGAAGACUGACCCGGUGACAAGAGGAAUCGAGAUCACAGUCAACUACCUCGGAAUUCAGUUUGAUGUCAAGUUCUGGUCUCAGCACAUUUCCUUCAUCCUGGUGGGAAUCAUCAUAGUCACGUCCAUACGAGGCCUUUUAAUCACACUCACCAAGUUUUUCUAUGCCAUCUCCAGCAGCAAGUCCUCCAAUGUUAUUGUGCUCGUCUUGGCUCAGAUCAUGGGCAUGUAUUUUGUGUCGUCGGUGCUCCUGAUGCGGAUGAGCAUGCCUUUAGAGUACCGCACAAUAGUGACUGAGGUACUGGGAGAACUGCAGUUUAACUUCUACCACCGCUGGUUUGACGUCAUCUUCCUGGUCAGCGCUCUCUCCAGCAUCCUCUUCCUCUACCUGGCCCAUAAACAGGCACCUGAGAAGCACAUGACCCUGUGACCUUACAAGUGACCUCAUCAGAGACAGACGCACAGGACUGAAAUGUGCCUUUUCUGUUGUCUCUCCUUUCAGAAGGACUUUCAUGCCUCUAUCCUGUAAUGAGCAUUAUUGGGUCUGUAUUUCCUGAAUCAGGAGGCCCCCAGAGACAGUAUUUAUUAGACUUUGGGUUUAAAGACUGUGAUGCUGGUUCACUGUAUCAUUUGAAUAGAUUUAUAUUAUUGGAGGGAACAAAAUUGCAUACAAUAUUGGUGUAUUUUUUUUUUUUUUUAUAAAGAGCAUAAAAAUUCCCAUACCAGGUGUUAUGUUUUCCACAGUAGGUGAACAAAAAUAACCCGUCUUACUAGUUUGUUUGGCAUGAAACCAGCCUCGAACCAUCUUUUAUCAUUAAUAGACAACACAUACUGUUUAUCUCAGCAACACCCAGAGAUGUUACAGUGGACUGUUGAACUCUAGUUUUGCUUACAAGCCUGUUAAUCGUUACUGUCAUUUCAUGUCUUGUCCAGGAACAUUAAGAAUGAUUCACAUAUUGAUACUGUAUGGAGUGAGUGAGAGCCAUAAUCUGAAAUCGUGCUGGCAUUUAUGUUAAUUUAGGCUAUUUUGUGUUCUUCUUUUUUGUUAGAUGGACGGGUGUUUUUUAUUUACUAAAUGGGCUGUGCCAGAGACGUAACCGUCCAUGGUUUAUGCUCAAAUUAAGUCAGCUCAGAAUUCAAUAAAAAAGGCUUUUCAAACAUUUCCACUGUUUCUUCAGUUAUAUUCAGUAGUUUAAAUCCUGCCGAUUUAAAAGGUUUUACUUAUCUGGAGAUAGUGUUUUAAAUAUGUUGCAGGCCUCUCCCCUCAACUUAUUUCACCAUUUUGAAGUGACGUGACCAGUGAUGUUUCUCUAAAAGUGUCAGAGAUUCCUUACGUUUAUUGGCUGCCACCUCUGUAGAUAUGCUAGUAGCAUAGUGUUGUUCUGUGAUGUGACGGGUACAACUGAAGUCUCCAAAAUGGUCAAUCAAAUUUUUGUGGAAAAUUGUAGUAUUUACUAAAUGUCCAAUUCAUUAUUUGUUUUGACAUUCAUGUACCUUUUUAAUCGAAAUAAUUUCCCCUCCCUCUUGCACCAACAUUUCUUCUCUGAUGACAUGUUUACUAGCGUGAGGGCGGGACAACCUGUCACACAUGAGAUCGACCAAUAGCAAACCACAGCCAUCCAAUGAAUUCCCAAUGGACAAAGUCAAGUCCAAUGUUUAACUCCAAUAUACAUCACAAUAUGGAAUAAAACACUGUCGCAACUCCAAUUACAUGCCGGCUUUAAUUAUUGUGUAGAUUGCUCUCUGAAACUCAGUGUAAUUUGCAUAAAACAUUGUUUUUCGUGUAACAAUUACAGUGUUGAAAAACAGUGAUGCCAACACUUGCUUAAGAACUUGCUAAAUCCACCUUUAAAAUGAAAAGAAUGGGUUACUCUGAAUUCUAUUUGAUAUUGCACCAAAUACAGACCAGGUUUUAUUCAUUAGGCAUCCA